Messenger RNA from Daldinia vernicosa, 1655 nucleotides. Its product is annotated as FMN-dependent dehydrogenase-domain-containing protein. NCBI's taxonomy places the organism in Eukaryota, Fungi, Ascomycota, Sordariomycetes, Xylariales, Hypoxylaceae. Gene Ontology annotation, molecular function: oxidoreductase activity; heme binding. The transcript is spliced from 3 exons. The record is from RefSeq and is a predicted model, not a curated record. The coding region runs from base 65 to 1603 and encodes 512 amino acids.
GGCAUAUUAAACAAUAGGAACCCUUAAGCUGCCUUGAGAAAACACACGAAAUUUUACGCAAGCCAUGUUGUUAGACGCCGCCGAAUUAGCAAAACACAAUACACCAUCUUCUUGUUGGAUCGUGGUAAGCGGUAAGGUUUACGAUGUGACACCGUAUUUGAGAGAUCACCCGGGAGGGCCGGCUAUCUUGGUGAAGAAUGGGGGAACGGAUGCUACAGUUGAGUUCCGAGCAAUUCAUUCCCCGGACGUAUUGGAAUACCUGCCAAAAGGGAGCUACCUGGGUGAGAUAGACCCUGCAGCUCUAGCAUCACUCGCGAGGACAUCAUCAUCAAGCAAGCCAGUAACAACUUCGGUCUUACCCCCGUCCCCAUCUCCAUCCCCGCCACCAGGUUCAUCGUCGUCACCUAUUGCCGACGGACCGCCGCAUAUUGCACACUGCGUGACAGCAUUGGACUUCGAAGCAGCGGCAAAGGCAGUGCUCCCUAGAAAUUCGUUUUCAUACAUCUCGAGUUCUGCCAACUCCGGCCUUUCAUUGCAAGGCAACUUGUCUUCCUGGUCACGUGUCAGUUUCCGCCCCCGGAUACUCCGCGAUGUCCGGCACGUGUCCGCACGAUCGGCCAUCUUCGGUCACGUCACGCCCUUUCCCUUCUACGUAUCGGCGAUGGGCUUGCUCGGUCGAGGCCACCCAAACGCCGAAGCCGAGUUCGUACGUGGUCUAGCGCGCCGGGGGGCCCACGGCAUGAUCAGCAGCGAGUCUUCGCUGCCUAUGGAGGAAAUUGUCGCAGCGCUAAACGAUGAGCAGCAGAAGCUGUCAAGUCAAGCUGAGAGGACGAACCAGAAAGUUGAUUUUCCUCCCUCGCAGCUCCAUUUCCAGCUCUAUGUGCACUCGGACCACGCUGUCACGUUAGCUCGCAUCAGGCGAGCUAAGGCCGCCGGUUUUAAGAGCAUCUGGGUCACUGUCGACACGGCGACCCUGGGAAAGCGCACGUCAGACCGGCGAGUGCAGGCAGCAGAGGCGCUUGAGGCCGGGCUUGAAGAUGCUGCGGAACAGGCUGGAGUCGGAAGGAACACUGGGUUCUACCCGGCGAGGGGGCAUUUCCAGCCGUCACUGUCGUGGACAGACCUCGCAUGGAUCAAGAAAGAAUGGGGUGGGCCCCUUGUGCUUAAGGGCGUGCAGUGUGCCGAGGACGCGAAGUUGGCGCUGGAGAACGGGUGUGAGGGCAUCUUGCUCAGCAAUCAUGGUGGUAGACAGGCACACACGGCACCUGACGCGUUGACUACACUGCUCGAAAUUCGGACGUAUUGCCCGGAAGUAUUAGGGAAACUUGACAUAUUCGUCGAUGGCGGCCUACGCGACGGUGCUGAUGUCCUCAAGGCCAUAUGCUUAGGCGCGACGGCCGUAGGCGUCGGCCGCCCCUUUUUUUACGCGCUAGCGGCUUAUGGUUCGAAAGGGGUAGAAAGAUGUAUUGACAUUCUCUCGGAGGAGUUAGCCACGGGAAUGAGACUUAUUGGGGUUACAUCUCUUGAUGAGGCACAACCCGAUAGAGUCAAUGCUAGCCGUCUACUGAAUGAGAUGUGGCGUUCUGAGAAGAGUCGUCUUUGAAUAUUUCACAUAUAUGUUUAUAAGUAUAUAUUAGUGUUUAGAAUAAUCAAGG